This is a messenger RNA of Candidula unifasciata, 4218 nucleotides long. Lineage: Eukaryota; Metazoa; Mollusca; Gastropoda; Stylommatophora; Geomitridae. The record is from the annotation of a GenBank genome assembly.
AUGGCGGAGGGAGGUGUGCGAAAAUCCAGUCGCAUUAAAUCGCGCGGACCAAUGGCUUAUGCCGAGGAUGAUUUGGAUUUGGCUUAUGACCUUCAUCUUGACAUUUCUAAUGAGAUAUCCAGUGUUCUGAAGCCAUCUGCAAAGCAGAAGAGCAGCAGUAAGAUUAGUGCAAGAAGGAAUGCCUCAGCAGCCAUGACUUCUUCACAACAGAAGAACAAAGGCAAAUUUAAUACUGGAAGAAAAACAACUUCAGACUUAGCAAAGAAAGUUGAGAAAUUUUCUGACUCAGAAGAGCAAGAGAUUAAGACAAGUUCUGAAACGUUUAAAUAUGUUGCUAAAGUAGCUACAAGUGGAGAUAAUUCUGCUAAUACUGGAGUAGAAUGUAGUAAUGUUUCUUGUUCUUUAUGCGAUUCAGUCUUUGCUUCAGAAAAAGCAAUGAAAGACCACAUGGCUGUGAUUCAUGAAGAUGAGGUAAAAUUGAAAGGGUAUUUAAUUUGUGACAUAUGCAACCAGAUGUGUGUUAAUCAGUCAGUGUAUGACAAACACAUGCAGUUACACUCAAACUGUAGGAAGUUCAGAUGUGAGAUAUGCCAGAAAGCAUUUGCUGAUACCUGCAGUUUUAAAAGGCAUAUGAAGUCCCACGAUGAUGAGCGACCUUAUACCUGUGAUCUUUGUAUGAAGUCAUUUCGUGACAACCCAAGUCUUUCUCGGCACCAGAGAACUCAUACAGAUCGACCCAGAAUGUUUAAUUGCUUGAAGUGUGACAAAGAUUUUACAGAUAAACAUACUUUGAAGCGACAUGAGCGCACGCAUAUGAGUGUACGUCCAUUUGAGUGUGAAACUUGCUCGAAAACUUUUAGUGAGCCUGGCAGUUUCCGGCGGCAUCUAAAGAUUCACUCAGGGGUCCGUAGUUUUGUGUGCCCUGUUUGCAGUCGAAGUUUUUUGGAGAAACAAAGUCUGUUAAGACAUCAGAAAAAUGUCUGUGGGUUCAGUGAUACAGCAAGUUUGCCAAGUUUCUUUAAUGCCAGCCAGAGCCAGAACGAUUGUGACUCUGACAUGAACGACUCAGAUGUGUCUCGUACAACUGUUGGUGAAAAAAAUUGUGUUUUGAAUGAGAGCACAUCACCUGAUGAAUUUAUAAAUACGCCCAAGUCCAGAUUUGCAGAGGUAAAUGAACUCAUGCUGCCAAGUAAUUCAAGGAAAUGUGAGCUUUCUGAGAAAUCAAAUGGUUUGGUUGAGCCAAAAGAUGCCCCCUCCUUGCGCAGCUUGGUACAGAAAGAUCCAGAAUUAUUUGACAGUAUAUCAGAGAUUGUAGAAAGUAUAGACUCAUAUGAAAAGAUGCUAGAUCUGUGUGGAGACACUGGGCAGGUGGCGAUAGAUGCUGCUUUAACUAGAGAACCUGCCCCGAUGCCAGACAACCUCUUGUGCUUUGAGUGUGGGGAACUGCUUGUGAAUGGUGAGAACUUUCAGGCGCAGGGGAAGAGCUUUCACUCUAGUCUGUGUAAUUCAUACAAGUGUUUAAACUGUGAUGAGGCUGAAGACUACGGAGAGCCUCCAGUGCUAACAGCAGAGAGGCCAGAAGAUGGCUCAGUCUUUCCAGCUACAGAGAAUGGUGAUGACGGAAUUACUGAUGAAACAUUGCAGACAAAGCAGAAGAAACGGACGCCUUUAAGAGAUUCUGUGAGUAAAAAUAUCUUUGGAACUGAUGAACCGCAUGAGCAUUUGAGAAAGCGGUUAAAAAGUCAGCAAGGUGUAUUUCUUCUUGAGCAGAUGUAUAACAGUUAUGCUGAUAGCAAUAAUGAGGAAGGAGAGGAGUCUGAUACGAAUGACCAUACAGAUAAUUUGAGUUCAGCUGCAACCUCUUCUCGGUCACAUUCACUUGACAGCGAAGCUACUCACAUGCUUGUGGGUAGUCAGGAUGGUACCAGUAAUCAAAAUCCAAAUGAAAGCUUGGCUGGCAACACUAGCAUCUUUGGAUACAGCCAGCAGGAUCAUGUGUUAAAGAAUUCACCUGGAAGAUCUGCUGCUCCACAAGGACAGCAAGCAUGCCUCAGCAUUACGCCAAAGAUGGAAUACGAAGCUGAUGAUCAGAGUAUUCCUUCAGUCUUCCCUUGCCAUCUGUGCACAAAGGUCUUUGCCAGCUCGGCAUUCCUUACCCGUCAUUUGAACCUACAUAAGACCUCCCCACACAAGUGCAUGGUGUGUAGCAAGACUUUCACAAAUUCACAGAAUUUGAAACGUCACGUAACCACACACACCGGUGAGAAGCCGUACACAUGCCCUUACUGCAGAAAGCGUUUCCGGGAUCCUUCCAACUUCUCAAAGCACAAAAGGGCGUGUUGUGCAUUGCAGUCAGCUGUCAACCCUGCUGUGUCUGUUAUGUCCAAGAGCUGUGUCUCAUCCCCACAGUCCUUGGAUGGUUCUGGUUCUAUGAGUCAAAUAAAUGCAACGGAUUUGAAACAGAACUUCAAUUUCCCAUCAUGUUCAGCACCUACAGAAUCCUCAGCAUCUCAGGACCUGCCUCUAAGAUGGAACUAUGAUAAUGAUGAAGAGGAAGAUUUACCGGUCAGUUUUGGUCAUCCAACUGAUGGUUCUGAUGUUCCACCUGCAGCAAAAUAUCCCCCUCCAGACUGUAGUGGUAAACAUGGGAUCAGCAGAGAGGCAUGUGAAGCUAAAGAGAGGCAGAGUCCUUACAAGGAUGGCAGUAACACAGAAAUAAAGGUAGAUGCAGAUAAUCUGGAUAUUCCCUGUGAUGUUUGCGGGAAGGUGUUUGAGAAUGAGGAUCUGCUAGAAAUACAUAUGAAGUACCAUUCUAGUGAUCCCAGAGUCACGUGUAUUGAGUGUGGUAAAUGCUUUGCUGAUCCAUUCGGUCUGAAGCGACACUUAAGGAUACACGCUGGUAUCCGUCCACAUGUGUGUGAGUAUUGUGGUCGCGGAUACUGUGAUAACUGGAGUCUGAGAAAGCACAAGUCACGUGGAUGCAUGCUUCAUGAAGUCAAAGUACCUGCCGAUUUUCUACAUCCAUGCCUCCAGUGUACCAGGGUUUUUUCUGAGUCUGAGUUUCUUGACGAGCACAUGAAUUGCCACAAUGGCUUGCUUAAGUUUGAAUGUGACAUUUGCCAGAAAGGAUUUUCUGAAGCCUUUAAUUUGAAACGUCACCGCCGUCUGCACCUGGCUGUCUGCACUAGUUGUGACAAAGAGUUUCCAGAUGUGAAUUCUCUAAAUGAACACCUGGCUAAGGAAUGCCCUUUAAACAUCUCUCAGUCUGCCACUAGCAAGGAGACAGGGUUUUCCUGCGAAGAAUGUGGACGCGUAUACACAACAAAGUCCUACCUUGAGAGGCACAAGAAGUUUCACUUGGAUCUGAAACCCUAUGCUUGUGAGGUCUGCAGUAAGAGGUUCUCUGAAGCAUUUAGACUCCGACGCCAUCUGAAGGUUCACAAAGGGGAGAAACCUUUCAGCUGUGAAACUUGCUUAAAAGAAUUCACUGACUUUAGCAGUCUGAAACGGCAUUUGUCUAACUCCUCAUGCAGUGUACCCAGAGAGCCGCAAGAUACACAAGAAAAUGAAUAUUUCUCUUGUGAUUUAUGCGAUAAAUUCUUCACCAAGAAUUACCUUCUGGCUCGCCACAUGAACGUGCACAGUAAAGAGAGACCUUUCACUUGCGAUGAAUGUGGAAGGACUUACAAAGACACAUCCAGUCUUAAAAGGCAUCAGCUGAUCCAUCAAGGCAUCAAGAGUUUCAUUUGUCCAGUUUGUGGCAAAGACUUUUUCUACUCCGACAGCCUAAAACGCCACUUGACGAGCUCGUGCGGAAAGAAAACUAAUCCACGUCGCCGCCGCAGAGGUCGAGGUAAAGGCAAGAGGAAAUCAAAUAACAACAUCAAUAUGAGAGAUAGAAACACAGCUGGAAAAAAUAUACAUGUUCAAGAUCUUUAUCAGCAGGAGGUUGAAGCAGAAAGACUUUCUCCUUCUCUGCUGCGGAAUAAAUUAACCUCCCAAGUUCAGGAUUCAUCUAGCGGUGUGAAAUUUGGACUGUGGUGCUGUCAAAAGAAUAAUCAUUGCUGGCGGUGUAGCCUGAAGUUUCGGUCAGCUACAUCCUUUCACAAACAUUUUUAUGUUCACCGUCACAAAAAACCUUUUCAUUGUCCAUGCUGCUUCUUUAGAAGUUCCAGGAAGAUGUAUUUGAGGAUUCAUCAAAGAACUCACAAGUCUUGA